Macaca mulatta (Rhesus monkey) is the source of this 1192-nucleotide messenger RNA. RefSeq names its product serine protease 37 (gene PRSS37). Gene Ontology annotation, molecular function: serine-type endopeptidase activity. Gene Ontology annotation, biological process: positive regulation of acrosome reaction; proteolysis. Gene Ontology annotation, cellular component: acrosomal vesicle. Lineage: Eukaryota; Metazoa; Chordata; Mammalia; Primates; Cercopithecidae. The record is from RefSeq and is marked inferred.
AGAAACUCUGUGGGGAAGAUAAGUCCUGAGCCUAGAGCUGCCAUUUCCACAGACCAUUGAACUACCCUCAAAUAGAUAUGCUUUUAGGGGUACCAGAUAGAAGGAGCUGAAUCCAGGAGUUUCCUUCCCUGAAAUGCGCCAACAGAGGCACAGUCCUCCACCUUCCCUGGAACAGAAGGGCUUUCAUCUCUCACUCUGAAGCCAUCUCCCUCCCCUGUUUAUGCCCAGAGCUGCUUUCCAAUCCCAUGGAGUGUCCCCGUACCUAACCAUAGCCACUGAGUCUACCAGGUGUUCCUGAGGAGACAACUAAGCAACCACUCCACACUCUGCUGAUUUUCUUCUACAUCUUACAGGGGGAAGAGCUGGAUCACCAUGAAAUUUAUCUUCUAUUUGGGUGUCCUCACUGGGACAUUUUUAUUUGCUGACUCAUCUGUUCAGAAAGAAGACCCUGCUCCCUAUUUGGUAUACCUGAAGUCUCACUUCAACCCCUGUGUGGGCGUCCUCAUCAAACCCAGCUGGGUGCUGGCCCCAGCUCACUGCUAUUUACCAAAUCUGAAAGUGAUGCUGGGAAAUUUCAAGAGUAGAGUCAGAGAUGGUACUGAACAGACAAUUAACCCCAUUCAGAUCGUCCGCUAUUGGAACUACAGUGAUAGUGCCCCACAGGAUGACCUCAUGCUCAUCAAGCUGGCUAAGCCUGCCAUGCUCAAUCCCAAAGUCCAGCCCCUUCCCCUUGCUACCACCAAUGUCCGGCCAGGCACUGUCUGUCUACUUUCAGGUUUGGACUGGAGCCAAGAAAACAGCCGACACCCUGACUUGCGGCAGAACCUGGAGGCCCCUGUGAUGUCUGAUAAAGAAUGCCAGAAAACAGAACAAGGAAAAAGCCACAGGAAUUCCUUAUGUGUGAAAUUUGUGAAAGUAUUCAGCCGAAUUUUUGGGGAGGUGGCCGUUGCUACUGUCAUCUGCAAAGACAAGCUCCAGGGGAUCGAGGUCGGGCACUUCAUGGGAGGGGAUGUCGGCAUCUACACCAAUGUUUACAAAUAUGUAUCCUGGAUUGAGAACACUGCUAAGGACAAGUGAGACCCUACUUCUCCCUCUGCAUUCCACUGGCUCUGCCAUGGACUAUACAAGCAGAUAAUUUUCCCUCAGUUGAAAAUAAAAUCUCCAAAUGAAAAUUUGGGAAUGUAGCAUACCA